AUGGCACUACAUCGGAAACCGCAUCAAGGACCUGAAACGGUUAGCGGCGACGUGACGAUAUCCGAAGAGGAGUUUGAUAGUAUAUCGAAGAGGAACGUCGAGAAAUGGAUCUCGGCUCAUAUCAUACCAGAAUCGCCUAUUACGCUGGAAUCGAAGACUUAUCCUACACUUCUGCACCGAAAGACCGUGUCGUUCACAGCUCUUCCGAAAUCGGACCCGAAAGCAGCUGAGUGGACUCGGGUACUCGUAAACGGCGACGUUCAUAUCAUCGGGAUGAAAGAGUUAUCAUUGCCCAAUCUUUGGCGAAAGCAAAGUCGACAAGAUGACGCCUCCAGCAUCGCCGCAAGCUCGAUCGAUAAUGAGUACGAGACAGCGCAGGCCGAGGGCAUGGACUUCGAGCUUGUACGACCCAGCUUCAGCCACCUUCAUUCCGCAAGAACCAGCGAAGAUUCGUCUUUCGUGAAGGACGGAGGGUCCAUCGAUCUAGGCAAGCCAGAACUGACUAUUGGUGGACUCUUGCGAACGGGUAGUCCUGCGAUGUCUUUCUCGAAGAAUAAGAAGGUGAAGAAGCUUCUAGUAGAGGGUGUCCCGUCCUCCGUGAGGUAUCUGGUGCGGAUCCAUCUGACGGACGGGAAGGCAAAGAAUGUGCCGAAGGUAUAUGAGCAGUUGGUGAAGAGGGGGCAUGUACCGAGCUACAAGGAGAUCGAAAGGGACGUGCAAGCGUAUAUUCGAGAGAACUCCCAACCCCCCACGAUGAGGGAGUCCAUGAUGUCGUUACUCGAAGCGUACUUGACCAUGGUUCCAGAUGUGCAAUAUAGUCGAGGUCUAACCUUGAUUGUCGGGAAUAUCCCGUUGUUGGCACCUGAGGAAGACAGAUUUUGGACUUCACAGAUGGAGGUUGACGCCAUGCUGUUCAGCCGGGCACUUGAGGCGAAUGAUCCUCAGGUGGCCAAGAAAGUAUUCACGACAAUGUCCCUUAAUCCGACCGCUAUCUGCUUCCCUUGGUUUACGGGAUACCUGUAUAUCGUAUUCGGGUAA
Molecule: messenger RNA, 1038 nt
Organism: Pleurotus ostreatus (oyster mushroom)
Lineage: Eukaryota; Fungi; Basidiomycota; Agaricomycetes; Agaricales; Pleurotaceae
Exons: 8
Coding region: 1-1038 (345 amino acids)
Source: RefSeq, a predicted model, not a curated record